AUGUAAACACCUAUUCCGUAGUUAAUGAUUACAGAGCAACCUUAGGAUGAAUAAUAGGAUUUUCUAAACUAUUCAUUAUCUGAGGUUUAUUUUUCAGUCAGCAAAUUUAAAGACAAUAGAAAAAAUGUUAGUGAAAACUCAAUGAAUUUGAAUUAUAACGAAUAGGAAAAUUCAACCCCUAUUUCUCCUAAUAACAUAAAUUAAACUAAGCCAAGCAAUCAUUCAUCUGCUUAAAAAUCGCAGUCUUAAGAAAGAAUAAAUGUAAACACAACAUAAGAGAAGGUUUAUAGAGAUUUUUUUCAAUAUUUUCUAAUUUAAAAGUUUGUUCACAAAAUAUCAUUUAAAAAGAAGAUAAAAUUCUUUAUUUGACAGAUAUCACUUUGAGGUAAUUAAUGAUCUGGGUGCUUCAUUUGACAUCAAUUUAUUUAGAGAAAACACAAUAAAAUUAACACCUAUAAUUGUAAAACAAGUUAGAAAAAUAGAAACCCAAUUUUCUACAAGACUGAAAUAAAUGACAUCUUAAAUUCAAUAAAGAUGGGUAAUAUUCAUAAAUAAAAUUCCAUUAAUAUAUCCAGAAUCAAAAUUGAAAUUAAUUUGGGAUGGGAUAGUGACUGCAGCAAGAUUUUAUUUUAUCUUUAUCAUUCCUCUGGAUUUGGCUUGGGAAAUGGAGUAAUUUAUGUUUCAAUUUCUAAUUGUACCUACAUCGCUUAUGCUAGCUUUAUUAAUAAUUGAUUAUAUUAUUAGUUUUAAUCAAGCAUUUUACGAAUUUGGGUCUAUAGUUACUGAUAGAAGAAAGAUUGUACAAUAUGUUUUAACAAAAAGUUAUGGAUUAGACAUCGUAUCAAUUUUAAUUUUAAUAAAUUUUUUAAUAAUAUCACUAUUUUAGAGUUAAGCAGUAAGCCUAACAUAAAAUUGGUAUCAAUUAUCAUUACUUUUAUUUCUUAUUUAAUAUAAGAACAUAUCAAAAUUAUCAGAAUAAAUUGAAGAAGCUUUAAAUUUAUCAAAAUAAAUGAGUUCAUUAUUAGAAUUGGGUAAGUUAUUUUUUUUGUUAUUUUUUGUUUUACACAUAUUUUCUUGUUUGUGGUUUUGGGUUGGAUACCACUAAUUAAAAAAUAAUCACAAAACUUGGUUAUAUCUUAAAAACUUAGAUUAAAUGAAUUGGAAUGAAUAGUAUUUAUAUUCAUUUUAUUUUUCAACUGUUACUAUGUUCACAGUAGGAUAUGGGGAUAUAACUCCAUAAAGUAGUUUGGAAACAGUAUUAUGCAUUAUGUUUAUGAUGAUUUGCAGUAUUUAAUUGUCCUAUAGUGUAAGUACUGUAGGAGCUAUCAUAGACAAAAUUUCAUUUUAUACAAAGGAGAAGAGAAAGAAGGUUUAAACAAUAAAUACCUAUAUGUAAAAUAAAAAGAUUAGUUAUGAAUUAUAAUUUAAGAUAAGUGAAUAUUUGAACUAUUAUUGGUCUUGUAACUAACAAGAAGAAACUUAGGAAGAAAAAUAAAUAAUUAAUUAAUUAUCAGAAAAUCUUCGAGAAAACUUAUAAUUUGAAGCAAAUUCUAUGAUUUUAAAUAAUUGUCCUUUAUUUAAAAAUUAUUUUAGUGAACAAUUAAAAAAAAAAUUAGUGAAAAAGAUUAAAUCAAUUGUUGUAUAACCUGAAAACAUAAUUGAUUUUAAUCAUUUUUUUCCAGAAUAGAAGCUGAACUAAUUUAUAUGUUUUGUUGAGGAAGGAGAAAUUUAAAUUUUUAUUGAGAAUGAAAUGUUGUAAAACCAUGUUUCAUACAAUUCUAUAUCAAUUGUAAAUACAGUUUCAAAAGGUAGCAGUCUUGGAUUAAUGUCUUUCAUAACAGGAGUGAAAGCAAGAGAAAGAUUCAAGAGCUUAGGAUUUUCAAAACUAUUAUUGUUAUCAAGGGAUGACUUUUUGAAAAUCAUUCCAGAAUUUCCUGAAGAUUAUGAGAUAUUUAGAGAAAUGCAUGAUGAUUUAAUUUUGAAUGAAGACUCAUAAUUUCUUAAAUUAACUUGUUUUUCCUGUAAUAGCAUCUCUCAUAAAGUAAUUGAUUGUCCUUUAGUUCAUUUUAUUCCUGACAAAGAGUUCAUAAUAAAAAAACAUUAAUUUUCUAGAUUUUAAAAAAGGAAUGAAUCAAUGAAAUUAAAAUAUAAAAGAAAUCAAAAGAGAUAGCAUGGAUAUUUUUCGGUACAUCAUGAUUUAGAUUUGAUUUAGGAAACAGCAAAAUUGUUUUAAGCUGAUAAUUAUAAAUAAUGUCUAUUUUAUGAAGAAAUUGAUGAUGAUUCUGAUAAAGAUAAACAAAAGUUGCAUUCUCCUCAAUUUAUAAGAUCUAUUAAUUAUACAUUGUCAGAUUCAAUAAAAGAAGAAUUUCAAUCUGAGUCUUCUCCUAAAUAAUAACCUUUAUAAUAAAGAAGAAGUGUUAUGUCAAAUAUGAUAACAAAAAAAUCAUUAUCUCUACUGGUAGAUGAUUUCACUUUAUAACCUUUUAAAGGGAUUAAAAAAUUCAAAAGAGUAGUUGAGGUUGUCAAAAGUCUAAACAAAAUUGCAAAUAAGAAGAGUUGCAAAGCUUAAACAAAAAAUAUUUUAGCCUCUUUAGGUAGUGAGAAUUAUAGAGAUUUAGAAUAAAGAUCUUUAUUGAAUGGUAUUAUUAGAAGAUUAAGGUAUAUUCAAAAUCAUAAUAUUGAAUGUAUAGACAAAGAUUAUUAAGAGAUGGAUUUUUAAAGAAUGAAAUUGUAAGUAUUGUUAUCACAUCAUUAAAGUAUAGAAGAAACAUAUGAGAAAUUUGAAACAGUAAGACAAUUUAAAUUUUAUUGUGUUCAUAAUAAUGUAGAUUAAAUUUUAACAAUUUAUAAUGAAUUUUAUAAAGUGAAAUUAUAAGAAUUAUUAGAUAUACCAAAAAUAUUCAAGUCUUUCGUGAGAUAUUUGAUGUAUCCUUAUUCCUUUAUUCAUAAAUAUAAAUUGAAAGCUGAUAGUUUUGAUUUAAAGGAGAUAAAAAAAGAAGUUAUAACAAAAAAAGAUUAAAAUGCAAAAUUUUCUAAACUUUUAACAUUACAUAAAUAAAGUAAAAAUUUGAGAAAAAAAUUACAUGUGAAAAAAGCAUAAAUAAAGCCACUUUGA
Paramecium pentaurelia is the source of this 3115-nucleotide messenger RNA. Lineage: Eukaryota; Ciliophora; Oligohymenophorea; Peniculida; Parameciidae. The record is from the annotation of a GenBank genome assembly.